UGUAAAAAACUGAGUAACAGCUGGAUGAAGUGAAAGUCAGCUAGGAUGCUCUUUAUCUGGUCCUGGCACAUUGAAAAGUUCACACACAUUAUUAUACAGCAGCAGAGAGCAGUGACCUGUCAACACAACACAAGCAUCACAAUCACUGUUAUCCUGAAACCAACCCCACUCAUGGAGUGUGUAUGUGUGUGUGUGUGCAUGUGUGUGUGUUUCUAUUUAAGUCUCCUUGUGACCGAGAGGAGGGACAAUAGGGGAGCAGGGGAUACAUUUUCUGGUACGUUCUCCUCUCCAUCACUUUGUGUCUGUCUGCAUCCACAGCAUCAACACAGAGAGGGGGAGCUGAAAUAGCCAAGAUGCCUGAGAAAGCGCCGGAGAGGAAAUCUAAGAUCUCAGCCUCGCGCAAGCUCAUGCUGAAGAGCUUGAUGGUCGCCAGGGCCAAAGAGGAGCUGGAACAGGAGAUGGAAGAAAAGGAGGAAGAGAAGAAAAGGUAUCUGGAAGAAAAAUCUCCUCCUAUACAGACCAGUGGCAUGUCUUUAGCAGAGCUUAAGGCACUGUGUGAAGAGCUGCACACCAAAAUAGACAUGGUGGACGAGGAGCGGUACGAUAUUGAAGCCAAAGUCUUGCACAACACCAGAGAGAUCAAAGACCUCAACAUCAAGGUCCUGGACCUGCGAGGAAAGUUUAAAAGACCCAACCUGAGGAGGGUCAGAGUCUCUGCUGAUGCCAUCCUGCGCUCACUGCUGGGCUCCAAACACAAAGUCUCUUUGGAUCUGCGGGCUAAUCUUAAAUCAGUCAAGAAAGAGGACACAGAAAAGGAGAAGACGGUGGAGGUGAGUGAUUGGAGGAAGAAUGUGGAAGCCAUGUCAGGAAUGGAGGGCCGCAAGAAGAUGUUUGACGCAGCAAAGGGCCCCAACCAGUAAACAGAUGUUAUUCAAGAAAAACAGCUGGCUUUCAUUUUAUGUCAAAUACACAAUUACUUAACAGCACAAAACAUACAUAAACUCUCCAGUGCUUCACAUUUGUAUUUUAUAUUCAGUACAUGUUUCCUAUGACACCCACAUUUUCUAUGUGUUUUGUUUCAUUAUUACUGAAAUAAACACAGCAUGCUGA
Larimichthys crocea (large yellow croaker) is the source of this 1110-nucleotide messenger RNA. RefSeq names its product troponin I type 1b (skeletal, slow) (gene tnni1b). Gene Ontology annotation, cellular component: troponin complex. The transcript has 8 exons. Gene Ontology annotation, biological process: cardiac muscle contraction; skeletal muscle contraction. The coding region runs from base 354 to 920 and encodes 188 amino acids. The record is from RefSeq and is a predicted model, not a curated record. Lineage: Eukaryota; Metazoa; Chordata; Actinopteri; Sciaenidae.